This is a messenger RNA of Monosiga brevicollis MX1, 954 nucleotides long. RefSeq lists its product as uncharacterized. Bases 1 to 954 code for a protein of 317 amino acids. The record is from RefSeq and is a predicted model, not a curated record. Gene Ontology annotation, cellular component: mitochondrial small ribosomal subunit; ribosome. Gene Ontology annotation, biological process: translation. Lineage: Eukaryota; Choanoflagellata; Craspedida; Salpingoecidae. The transcript has 2 exons. Gene Ontology annotation, molecular function: RNA binding; structural constituent of ribosome.
AUGGAGGCCAAAUUGGUCGCCCAGUGCAACAAGUGUCACCUCUUCUUCGAAGCUGCUGGUAUCAGUCAACACCGCUCCCGAUGUGGUGCCAAUCUGAAGCGAGCGACCGAGGCGUUGUUUCAUGCGGCUGGACACGACCUGCUUGAGAUUAUGCGUGGCGCUUGGCCCCAACAGUGUGUAGGGUCUCGCAUCAGUGUCUGCGAGCUGCUCAAGCUCGCCCGGCAUCCACUGAUGCAGCGCAGCCGCUACCCAUCCAACGCCACCGAGACCAAGCUGAUGGCUGCCACCUUGAGCCAGCUGUAUUGGUCUGCCGUCCACUCGGACUAUACCGCUGAAGAGCGAGAGAUGUGCUGGGCUUUGAUUUUGGCCUUGCCUAGCAUGUUGUUGUCUGCUCCCUCGACCGCACUGUCUACGAUUGACCUGCGCAAUAUGUUUCACGAUCGUCUCCGUUGGCUUGUGACGGGGCAACUAGGUCGGGUCGUGGACGCCAUGCGCAAGGCAGUCGCACGCAAGCAGAGCCGUCGAGGACAGCUGAACGCCGGCGCGGGCGCCCACCCGAACGACGCAGUCGACCAGAGCCUCAGGUCGCUCGUCCGCGACCCGGACCUGGCGGACGAAGCCUGGGCAAACCACGUCACGAACCGUCUGAACCGAGGUCAGAUUGCCAAAGCAUUUGAUGCCGACAAGGCUCGUGCCGUGAUUGGUAAUUCUGAGGUUCAGGCCGUGCGCGACCUCCUGUUGGGCGAUGACGAGGGUUGCCGAGUAGGCGCCCUCAAUGCGAAGGGUGUCGACGGCAGCAGUGAUGGAGGAGCGGUAGACAGGAAAGUCGUCGGCCGUGCGGAUGCGUUGGUCGCGAAGAGCCUGAGAGGCUUGGGUAAUGUCGUGACGAGUGGUCUGGAGGAAGAGGGCGCCCAUCUGUUUGAACCAGGCGCCCAAGACGAUGCGUUGGCGUGA